Bemisia tabaci is the source of this 3192-nucleotide messenger RNA. Lineage: Eukaryota; Metazoa; Arthropoda; Insecta; Hemiptera; Aleyrodidae. The record is from RefSeq and is a predicted model, not a curated record.
UGGCGGCAUCUUACAUCCAUCGAUAGUAUUUUAACAUGCAUUUGAAUUAAAAGUGAUCUUGAAUAUUUGCAAAGAAUUCCUAGAUGUAUUUAAUUUGUUUUUUCACCAAUUCUUAUGUGUAAGAAUGAUGUCUUGUGUGGCUAAGUUUCGAAAUUAACUUAUUGUUACCUAGCCGCGAAGGGUCCUCAUGCAGUAGAAUAUAGUUGGGCGGUAAUUGAUAUCUCUGAUGCAGCAGCUCAAAUCUGGCCGUCUAAACUGUCAUCCUCUCUGCAGCUGCUCAUUUGGAAGUACUUCAUCAAUUCGAGACGAAGAUUUAACCUCGGGGCCAACGAGAAUCAAGAAGAAGCCAUGGGAAGUGCGGAGCAACCGAAGUUUUGAGUGGAUCUUUACUGAGGAGUCAACUUCUCAAAAUGGCGGCCGAUAAGGUAACAUUAACUGAUGCUUUAUCCAACGUCGACGCCUUAGAUGAGCUUACGUUACCAGAUGAACAACCGUGUAUUGAAGCUCAGCCAUGCUCUGUCAUUUAUCAAGCUAACUUUGAUACCAACUUCGAAGACCGGAAUGGGUUCGUCACUGGCAUAGCAAAGUACAUUGAAGAAGCCACCGUUCACGCCAGUUUGAAUGAACUGUUGGAAGAUGGCUUGGAACAUGCGGUCAUGCUGUACACGUGGCGAUGUUGCUCUCGAGCCAUCCCGCAACCGAAGUCCAAUGAGCAGCCGAACCGGGUGGAAAUCUAUGAAAAGACUGUUGAAGUAUUAGCUCCUGAAGUGAACAAGCUUCUUAACUUCAUGUAUUUUCAGCGAAAAGCUAUUGAAAGGUUUUGUGCAGAGGUAAAAAGGCUGUGCCAUGCUGAAAAGAGGAAGGAUUUUGUGUCGGAAGCCUACUUGCUCACCCUAGGAAAAUUUAUCAAUAUGUUUGCGGUGCUAGAUGAACUGAAAAACAUGAAAUCAAGUGUGAAAAACGAUUAUUCUACCUAUCGCCGUGCCGCCCAGUUCUUGAAAGUUAUGGCAGAUUCACACACCCUUCAGGAGUCGCAGAAUUUAUCCAUGUUUCUGGCCACGCAGAACAAAAUUCGAGACACGGUUAAAGAGAAUUUGGAAAAAAUAAUCGGUUAUGAAGAGCUUCUGUCCGAUGUUGUCAAUCUGUGUGUGCACAUGUUCGAAACAAAAAUGUACCUGACACCCACCGAAAAGCACAUGCUGGUUAAAGUCAUGGGCUUUGGUUUGUUUUUGAUGGACAACGAGCUCUGCAAUAUCAACAAACUCGACCAAAAGAAGAAACUAAAUCUCAGUAAAAUUGACAGAAUUUUCAAGAAUCUGGAGGUUGUCCCUCUCUUUGGUGACAUGCAAAUAGCGCCAUUCAACUAUAUCAAGCGCUCGAAGCAUUUCGACCCUGGAAAAUGGCCUUUAUCGAGCUCUACUACGAUCAGUCCCCAAGCUGAUUUGAUGGUGCACUUGCCGCAAAUACGAGAAGACCACGUUAAGUACAUCAGUGAGCUUGCAAUCUAUAGUAACGAGGUGAAUACAACAUUCAAAGAAAUGAGAACGGAUAAAGAAAACAAGGAAACAUCCGAUUUAGCCUUGCGUGGUUUACAAUUGCUGUCGGAAUGGAGCAGUGUUGUCACAGAGCUUUACUCGUGGAAGUUGUUGCACCCGACGGAUCAUCAUCAAAAUAAAGAAUGCCCACAAGAAGCUGAAGAAUAUGAAAGAGCAACACGUUACAACUACACGGAAGAGGAAAAAUUUGCACUAAUCGAGGUUAUUGCAAUGAUCAAAGGCCUGCAAGUUUUAAUGUCUCGUAUGGAAACCUUUUUUACUGAAGCCAUCAGACGCAAUAUUUAUGCCGAACUCCAGGACUUUGUGCAAGUAAUUCUCAGAGAGCCUCUCAGAAAAGCCAUAAAGAACAAGAGGGACUUAAUCAGAAGUAUUUUGGUUUCUGUUCGAGAAACAUGUGCCGAUUGGCAGCGAGGGGUUGAGCCAUCAGCGGAUCCUGCGCUGAAAGGGAAGAAAGAUCCUGAUUCUGGCUUUGGUAUCAAAGUGCCCCGAAGGAAUGUCGGCCCCUCUUCAACCCAGCUUUACAUGGUGCGCACAAUGUUGGAGUCGUUAAUCGCGGAUAAGUCAGGUGGGAAAAGGACUUUGAGGAAAGAUAUCGACGGCCAGUAUCUGAUGCAAAUAGACCAAUUCCACAAAACAUCGUAUUAUUGGAAUUAUCUGCUCGGUUUUAGUGAGUCUUUACAACAAUGCUGUGAUUUAUCUCAACUUUGGUAUCGUGAAUUUUACCUUGAAAUGACCAUGGGGCGACGUAUUCAGAAAUGCACAGUGCGACAUCAACACAAUGAAGAGUGCAGCGAUCUCAUCACAAUGGAAAAACGCAUACAGUUUCCUAUUGAAAUGUCAAUGCCAUGGAUUUUGACUGAUCACAUUCUACGUACCAAAGAGCCUUCAAUGAUGGAGUAUGUCUUAUACCCAUUAGAUCUCUACAAUGACAGUGCUCAUUAUGCCCUGACUGUCUUUCGCAAACAAUUUUUAUACGAUGAAGUUGAGGCAGAAGUCAAUCUGUGCUUCGAUCAGUUUGUGUAUAAACUUAGUGAGCAAAUAUUUGCUCAUUAUAAGCAACUUGCAGCAAGUAUUCUGUUAGAUAAACGUUUUCGUGUUGAGUGUGUGGCCAUGGGAACCUACCUGCUGGCAUAUCCGCGUGCAAACCGAUAUGAAACACUGUUGAAGCAGCGCCACGUGCAAUUGUUGGGUAGAUCGAUCGAUCUCAACAAACUAAUUACGCAACGCAUCAACGCUGACAUGCAGAAAUCUCUUGAGCUUGCCAUUUGUAAAUUUGAAGGGGGAGACAUAACAGGCGUUGUUGAAUUGGAUGGUUUACUACAAGUGAACAGGCUGUGUCAUAAACUUUUGAGCAAGCAUUUGGCGCUGGACGAAUACGAUGCCAUGUUCCGAGAGGCUAAUCACAACGUUUUAGCUCCCUAUGGCAGGAUCACCUUACACGUUUUUUGGGAGCUUAAUUAUGACUUCUUACCAAAUUAUUGCUACAAUGCGGCAACUAACAGGUUUGUGAAAUGCCGUGGAAUCAUGUUUACCAACCCUGUGCAUAGAGACAAGCCUCCACAAAUGGGCCACGCUUAUCUCUGGGGCAGCAAACAAUUGAAUCUUGCUUACACAACAAUUUAUAGUCAAUAUACAG